AUGGAAGCGGAGAACCACCUUAUCAAAAACCUACUUAUGUCGCUCGGCUUUUCCGCUGCCUUGGUUAAGCGUUACCUGCAGUUUGCCGACCAAAGUACCGUUGCGGAUCGUAAGGUGGCCAUACCAGCGGCGACGGGGCGGCCAGUGGAGGCGUACUCAGCAACCUCCUGCCAAUAUCCUUGCUCAAUGUCUUCGCAGGUGACGCCUAGCGUCCCUGCCAAGGAAAAAGACCAGAUUGAACAGCCUUCGUUAAAAGACAACCUGCAGCCAGCGAGUACCGUCCUCACGCAGCUUACACAGGAAUCCACAGAGGUGCAACAGAGGAGCACAACCUCAUCUCCAUUCAAGAAGAGCAUGACAGAGCAGCUCGCUUCGGAGCCUCGGCCACAUCAUCAAAAUGCUUUCAAUACGACCCCCUGUGUCGCCGCCGAGGAGUUGCUUGAUCAACAUAAUGCUCAGGGGAUAGAUAUGGAUGAACUCCGACGCAGAAUAUGCCCAGGAGUUAAGGAGACUGAGCUCGGUUGCUGCUGA
Messenger RNA from Penicillium arizonense, 531 nucleotides. RefSeq lists its product as uncharacterized. The record is from RefSeq and is a predicted model, not a curated record. The transcript has a single exon. The coding region runs from base 1 to 531 and encodes 176 amino acids. Lineage: Eukaryota; Fungi; Ascomycota; Eurotiomycetes; Eurotiales; Aspergillaceae.